Aspergillus versicolor CBS 583.65 is the source of this 1245-nucleotide messenger RNA. RefSeq lists its product as uncharacterized. The transcript is spliced from 5 exons. The record is from RefSeq and is a predicted model, not a curated record. NCBI's taxonomy places the organism in Eukaryota, Fungi, Ascomycota, Eurotiomycetes, Eurotiales, Aspergillaceae. The coding region runs from base 1 to 1245 and encodes 414 amino acids.
AUGGCAGUGGACUAUACCGAGAGUUUCGUCCUGCUGGGGCUUGGGCUGUUCUUCAUCCUCGUCCGUGUUUAUGUGCGAUGGACCCAGGUUGGGCCGUCCAACUUCCAGCUCGAUGACUAUUUCAUGCCGUUGGCAGGAAUAGUCUUCGCAAUCGAAGUGUCCCUGGCCUACCUUGUCGGCGCCCGAUAUGGCGGCUUCACCAACAGCUACAUGACGGACGAAGCGCGCGCCGCGCUCGAUCCCAACUCGGAAGAAUACCAGUUCCGCAUCAUGGGGUCCAAGAUCCAGGUCGCAGGAUGGAACCUGUACGCAAUGGUCCUCUGGCUGAUCAAAGGGUCUCUGGCGGUGUUCUACUCUCGACUCACAACCGGUCUGAGCCACCUUCCAGCACGAGUGCGCUUCGCAUACAUCCUUCUCGGAGUCACCUAUCUCGGGGUGGCAUUGACCCUCAUACUCAGCUGCCAGCCCAUGCACAAGUUCUGGCAGAUUAGUCCGGACCCGGGGAAUAUCUGCCAACCCGCCCGCUCAAUGGUCUACGUCCUCGUUGUCAUGGUCCCCAACGUCCUAACAGACAUCUACCUCCUCUCCAUCCCCCUCCCACUCCUCUGGGCCGUGCGCAUCGGUAUGCGCCGCAAAAUCACCCUGAUGGCCCUCUUCAGCGGCGCCAUCUUCGUCGCCGUCGCUGCCAUUGUCCGUGCCGUGAUUAUCAUAGUCGCCGGCUCCAACGGCGCCGUGGAAGGCAGCAAAUGGGCGUGCCGCGAAUCCUUCGUCUCCAUCAUCGUCGCCAACCUCCCCAUCGUCCAGCCCCUCAUCCGCCGGGGCGCAAGCAAGAUCGGUCUCUCGGCGCUCUUCAGCAACAGCGGGCCAAGCAGCUACGGACGCGGUCCGUCGGGUGGCCGGCGGCGCGAGGGCGACUACCCGCUUGCCUCACAGGAGGUCGGGACUGGGAAAUCGAGAACGGGCACGGAGACGGGCGGUGGGUGGAAGAGUCGGCGGCUAAGGGGGUUUGGGUCGACGGUGCAUCAUUCGACGGCGAUGGGGAGUGAUGAGGAGAUUCUGUUUGAGGGGGGGAGGAAUGGGAAGGGGAAGGGGAAUAAUCAGAUUACGGUUACGCAUGAGACUGUGAUUGAGCGUGAGGAGUCUAGUCCGACGGGGUCGCCGACGAGGAAUGAACAUGGGCAUGGGCAGGAGUCGGUGUCUGGAGCGAAUGGGGGUGCGUGGGAUGGACGAGGGAGGAGGGGGUAG